AUGCAAGGAAAAGGCUGCCUGGAUCUAUUAGAGCACCGGGGUUCUUUCAAAAUACUCUUAACUUUUGGGACACUCAGUAAAGAUAGGAUAGCAUAUAAGAACAUUUUGAAAAAGCAAAAGAUAGGCUUGGGAAGACAGUUGUGGCAAGACUUGGCUCAAGAAGCAGCUGACUGGAGGGAGGACAAAUUUUGGGAAUUGGUGUCCUGUGGAAUGAAAUAUGUGAAAUUAACACAUGAUACCAUAAUCCCAGCCUGGAAAGGGUUGAAUACUACAGCAAGCUUUUUAGCGAUCAUUCAAGGCUCCCAAAUAAGGCCGGUAUGA
Molecule: messenger RNA, 321 nt
Organism: Podarcis lilfordi (Lilford's wall lizard)
Lineage: Eukaryota; Metazoa; Chordata; Lepidosauria; Squamata; Lacertidae
Source: the annotation of a GenBank genome assembly